UGUGAUUUUUUUUCUUAUAUAUACACAAACUACCUACUGAUUCAGCAUUCAACCUUCAAUAGAAUCUCUCUGUAGGCAUAGAUUGAGUAGUCAUGGAGGCAGUAAAUGGAACUGAUCUUCCAGUUAUCGAUCUCUCUCUUUUUCCCUCACAAAAUGUUGAUCAAAACCUGCAAAGCCAAGAGUUUAAUGAGCUGAGGAAGGCUUGCCAGGAGUUGGGUUUCUUCCGGGUGAUCAACCAUGGAAUUAAUCCAACUCUUAUUCAAGCAGUAGAGAGCAGGAUAAGAGAUAUUUUUGCAAUGCCUUCUGAAAUUAAGAACAGAGCUGUUUUCCCCAUUUUCAACACUGGGUAUGGCCCAUCUGUAGUAGAUGAUGUCACAAAAGACUCCACGCCUGAGAACAUGAUCUUUCCAUGGGAUCACCUGCUUCCCAACUCGGUUGAGAAAAUCUCAGCCAAACUAUGGCCACAAGGAAACCCUGCAUUCUGCGAGGAGUUGAAUGCGUACAAAACCCAAGUGAGGGAGCUUUCUCAUAGGAUUCUGAAGCUCCUUGUUUGGAGUCUGGGUGUGGACAUUUCCAGCCAGUCUGCAUCACAACUGUUUGAGAAAUCCCAUGGAAAUCUUCGGAUGAAUUACUAUGACAAGAGCACUGAAAAGGAGAUGAUCUCCAAAGCUCACACAGACGUUUCAUGCCUCACAGUACUGUAUCAAGAUGAUGUUGGAGGUCUCCAGAUCAGAACUAAGCAAGGAAAAUGGAUGGAUAGUAAGCCUAUGCCUGGAUCUUUCGUUAUUAACAUUGGUGACAUUUUACAGAUGUGGAGUAAUGGGACAUAUCGUAGUGCUGAACAUCGUGUAGUAUAUGGAAAAUCAAACAAAAAUAGGUUAUCAAUGGCCUAUUUUCAUGAUUUUCUGGAUGAAUUUGAAAUCCGUUGUCCAGAAGAGAUGAUUGACCAAGAGCGUCCACAAUUGUAUAAAGUAGUUACAAAAGGAGACAUUGUGGCAUAUUAUAAGAAAGCAGGUCCAAAUUUGUACACUCCUCUACACUUUAAAUUGCAGUAGAAUAACUUAUAAUUAAAUAAGAUAGCUCCAUCUAAUAUCAUAUUUGGAAGUUUGUAA
Messenger RNA from Cryptomeria japonica (Japanese cedar), 1112 nucleotides. Its product is annotated as jasmonate-induced oxygenase 3. The record is from RefSeq and is a predicted model, not a curated record. Lineage: Eukaryota; Viridiplantae; Streptophyta; Pinopsida; Cupressales; Cupressaceae. Bases 93 to 1055 code for a protein of 320 amino acids. The transcript has 3 exons.